AAGCGUCGUUCAGACAGCAUGGAGCGAGGUUAGGGACCUCCACCCGUUCUCUCAGCUGACCAGGACCCCGCUAUUUCACUGUGGGUGUCCUUAUCAGCUCCACUGAGCUACCGGAAAUAGAUUUUUGGCAUUGGUGAUGUCCGGCAUUAGCAAUGAGUCCCAGAUGUUGAUAGCAGGUAGGACCUAGGGGCUGACUGUGCGUCAUAGACUGGCAGCGGCCUCCCCCUCCCCUCCAAAUCGUAUCACUUUAAUGACAGGUGUCCCUACUCUGAAAGGGGUUUCCUGCACAAUAGCAGAAGAUAUGUCAGAUUUGAUGCGUCUCUUGCUCCGCAGCUGGGCCCAUGGCUAUACAUUAUAUACCUCCUGCCCAGUCAGCCAUGAAGGAAUUAAAUGGUGGUGAUGCAUUGCCACUUAACUUUUUUGGGGCCACACACUAUACAGAUAGAUGCUUAUUGUCCCUUCUACUCGCUGGGAUAAGAGCAACCAGUCUAGCUAGGGUUAAGUGGCACACAGCACUGCCAAUUCUAUCCUUAGAGGCCAGACAGACAUCUAUAUAGUCCAGGGGAGGAGAGCAGUGAUACUAUGAAAUAUCACUUAACUCCAUGGGACGGGCGCUUUGGGUAUAAUGACCUGAACUGACAGCUGGAUCAUCAGACUUGCGGUCAGUUGGGGACAUGUGACCAUAAUAUAGAGGAUCUGCCCCGACAAGUAUUCACCUCAUAAUCCGAGAGCAAGAAGAUAAAUCAUGUGCAGGAAUAUCCCCUCAAAUGUCUCCAUAUAACAUCCUGGAAUUGUAUAGAAUUAAAUGUUUAUUCACAAGACAGGUUCCUAUAAGGUGUCAGGACGUGGCGGUCUAUUUCUCCAUGGAGGAGUGGGAGUAUGUAGAAGGACACAAGGAUCAGUACAAGGAUCAAGUCAUGAUGGAGGAUCAGCAGCCCCUCACAUUACCAGUCAGAUCCAGUAAGAGAACAGCACCAGAGAGGUGUCCCCGUCCUCUUGAUGAGCAGAAUAUGGAGGAUAAUACUACAGGGAAAGAUCUGGCCUAUAUUAAUGCUACAGACAUAAAGAAAGAAGAAGAGACAGAUGUUAGCAGUGAUGAUCAGUAUAAGGAGGACAUUCCUACAGAGAAAGAUCUCAUCUAUAAUAAUGCUACAGACAUAAAGGAAGAAGAGACAGAUGUGAGCAGUGAUGAGCAGCACAAGGAGGAUAUUCCUACAGAGAAAGAUCUCAUCUAUAAUAAUGCUACAGACAUAAAGGAAGAAGAAGAGACAGAUGUGAGCAGUGAUGAGCAGUAUAAGGAGGACAUUCCUACAGAGAAAGAUCUGAUCUAUAAUAAUGCUACAGACAUAAAGGAAGAAGAAGAGACAGAUGUGAUCAGUGAUGAGCAGUUUAAGGAGGACAUUUCUACAGGUAACCACCCAGAUUCUUGUACCAGGAGAUCAGAGGAGAAUCUUAUAUCUUCAGAUUAUAAAGCAGAUGAUGAUAUCACACAAGAUACAUAUGAAGAACAUUCCAUUAUCCCAGAUACACCCUCAGCCCUUCACAGCCAAGAUCUGUCAUCUCAUCCUUAUAUACAGGUCCUGUCUUCUCAGUCAUCACAGAUUGCUACACAAAAAAAAGAGAAGCCAUUUUCAUGCUCAGAAUGUGGGAAAUGUUUUACUCAGAAAUCAGACCUUGUUAAACAUCAAAGAACUCACACAGGGGAGAAACCCUUUUCAUGUGCUGAAUGUGGGAAAUGUUUUACUUAUCAUUCAAGUCUUGCUAAACAUAAAAGAUCUCACACAGGGGAGAAACCAUUUUCAUGUUCUAAAUGUGGGAAAUGUUUUACUUUUAAAUCAGGUCUUGUUGCACAUCAAAGAACUCACACAGGAGAGAAGCCAUUUUCAUGUUCAGAAUGUGGGAAAUGUUUUACUCUUAAAUCAGACCUUGUUGUACAUCAAAGAACUCACACAGGGGAGAAGCCAUUUUCAUGUUCAGAAUGUGGGAAAUGUUUUGCUCAGAAAUCAGAUCUUAUUAAACAUCAAAGAACUCAUACAGGGGAGAAGCCAUUUUCAUGUUCAGAAUGUGGGAAAUGUUUUACUUUUAAAUCAGGUCUUGUUGUACAUCAAAGAACUCACACAGGAGAGAAGCCAUUUUCAUGUUCAGAAUGUGGGAAAUGUUUUACUUUUAAAUCAAGUCUUGUUAAACAUAAAAGAACUCACACUGGGGAGAAGCCAUUUUCAUGUGCAGAAUGUGGGAAAUGUUUUACUGAUAAAUCAAGUCUUGUUAAACAUAAAAGAACUCACACUGGGGAGAAGCCAUUUUCAUGUUCUAAAUGUGGGAAAGGUUUUGCUCAGAAAUCAGAUCUUAUUAACCAUCAAAGAACUCACACAGGGGAGAAGCCAUUUUUAUGUGCAGAAUGUGGAAAAUGUUUUACUGAUAAAUCAAAUCUUGUUAAACAUAAAAGAACUCACACAGGGGAGAUGUCAAUUCAGAGCAGUAAAUGAUGCAGAUAACACAUCUAUAUAUUCACCAUGUACAUAGGAUAUCUGACAUUUAUACUAUAUCAUAUACUGCA
Messenger RNA from Hyla sarda, 2557 nucleotides. RefSeq names its product oocyte zinc finger protein XlCOF22-like. The record is from RefSeq and is a predicted model, not a curated record. NCBI's taxonomy places the organism in Eukaryota, Metazoa, Chordata, Amphibia, Anura, Hylidae. Gene Ontology annotation, cellular component: nucleus. The coding region runs from base 768 to 2486 and encodes 572 amino acids. The transcript is spliced from 3 exons. Gene Ontology annotation, biological process: regulation of DNA-templated transcription.